This is a messenger RNA of Umbelopsis ramanniana AG, 1580 nucleotides long. RefSeq lists its product as uncharacterized. Lineage: Eukaryota; Fungi; Mucoromycota; Umbelopsidomycetes; Umbelopsidales; Umbelopsidaceae. Gene Ontology annotation, molecular function: metalloendopeptidase activity. The transcript is spliced from 12 exons. The record is from RefSeq and is a predicted model, not a curated record. Gene Ontology annotation, biological process: proteolysis. The coding region runs from base 187 to 1566 and encodes 459 amino acids.
UGGGCCAAGCUGGGCUUGUCUCAUUAUCGAAAUCAAUACCACCUGGCGUAAAUUCCAACCAACGUCAACUUUUUGGCUGCCCAUCAUCGAGACUCAUUGCUUAUAUGGGUGCGGCUGCCGAUUGUACAUACACUAAAUUCUAUAAUUCAAUAUCAAAUGCAAUGUAUCAAAUUUUAAACGACUGGAAUGCCGCAUCGGCGGUAUACGAAAGCACGUUCAAUGUUUCUCUUGGACUCAUUGAAACCUUGCAAUACCAAUUAUCCCAUCAACAUGAGAUUAAGUGACUUCUCACAAUGGCGGGGAAGCAAAGGUGACGAUGGUGCAGGUCUGUGGCAUUUGCUGACACAAUGCGCAACUGGGUCCAAGGUCGGCAUAGCAUGGCUAGGACAACUAUGCACUACUGAUGUUAGCCUUCAACAACAAGAUGGAGGAAAUGAAUACGUUUCUGGAACAGGAGUGUCGUCAAUUACUCGAGAAGAAUGGAAAGUAGUUGCCCAUGAGAUUGGCCAUGGAUUUGGAGCAAUACAUGACUGUACUGCAGCGACAUGUCCUUGUCAAGGCGAUUGCGGGUGCUGCCCUUUGAGCUCGACCACUUGCAAUGCAAAUAGUCUAUACUUGAUGAAUCCAACGAGUAACGUAACAACGAAACAAUUUAGUCCUUGUUCGCAGUCAUACAUUUGUAACUCCAUGCUCAGUAUUGGUUACUGCUUGCGUCCUCCUGGAUAUGUAAAUACUAAAGCGAAGCCGAUCUGUGGAAACGGUAUUCGCGAACCAGGGGAAGACUGUGACUCGGGCGGGAUCGAUGACCAUUGCUGCAAUGGAAGAACGUGCAAGUUUAAGGGCAACGCCACCUGCGAUGAUUCUAACGACGCAUGUUGCCUCAAUUGCAAGUAUAAGCCGUCAACGGAAAUAUGCCGGCCAGCUGCAUCGGAUUGUGAUAUUCCCGAGUAUUGUACUGGUAACGCGCCGAUGUGUCCUACCGACGUGCAUUUGACAGACGGAGUAUCAUGUGGUAACAGUACUACACUCAAGUGCGCUUCUGGCCAAUGCACUUCUAGAGAUGGCCAGUGUCAACUUCGAGGCGGGAGAAUGAAUAUAUCGCAAGCAUGUAGCUACAACAGCAACACAUGCCAGCUGAACUGUCUCGAUCCUACUGACAGCAGCCAAUGUGUUAUUUUGACCGGUCAAUUUUUGAACGGUACUGAGUGUGGAUAUGGAGGCUAUUGCCAAGGAGGAACAUGCACGAACAGUAGUUUAACAAAUGCUGCCACAAGCUGGGUUGAUAGCCACAAAGGCAUUGCAAUACCUUUAUUUAUCAUUCUUGCUCUACUCGUCCUAUUUGUCCUAUUUCAGUGCGGAGUAUACCAAGCCAGAGCCUUUCAACGGAGGAGAAUCUUGGCUAGAGCAAAGCAAUUUUCUCCAAAAUCCGCUGCGAGCCGGGCAACUCAGAACUCUACGAAAGCCACAGACGCCCAAGAUUCUUUCUCGAGAUCAGAUCGUAAUAGCCUGGGAAACAACUAUGAAAUGGAUCAUUGGAAAUACGUUCCGAAUGGUUCAAACAGAUAGCACAGCCCGAAGGC